AUGUCGAAGCAUAUAAGUGAUUAUAUAUUCGAAACAUUAUUGGGGCAAGGCACUUUCGGAUCUGUUCAUUUAGUACGACGAAAAAGAGACGGUAAACCAUUUGUAAUCAAAGAUCAGGUUCUCGAUAAGACAAAUGCUUUGCCUUUCAAGAAUAUAUUAGGAGAGGUGCAAUGCUUGGAAACUUUGAGACACCCCAAUAUUGUAGCAUAUUAUGGGGCUUGGAUAGAAGAUAAUCAUAGUUACAUUCUUAUGGAGUAUGCAACACGAUGUACUUUAAAAGAUUUAUUGGAAAAACAUCAAUUACCACUCAAAGAAGAAGACGCACUAUACCUGUUUUCUCAAAUCGUUCUUGGAGUUCAUCACAUACAUUCAAAGAAGAUCCUCCAUCGAGAUUUGAAGCCGGAGAACAUAAUGCUGACCGGAAGUCGCGGUGAUAUUGUGAAGAUUGGAGAUUUUGGCGUGUCGAAAAAUCUUAAAGAAUCAACAGAUCCAUCGACUGUAUGUCGCGCUGGAUCAUUUUGUUACAUGGCACCAGAGAUGUUGAUGGGACAAUCGUACGAUCUAAAGUGCGAUACAUGGAGCAUGGGAGUCAUUCUUUACGAAAUGAUCACGAAAAGGCAUCCAUUCCCUGCCACGACUCUAAGAGAAAUCGUGAAGAAAACCUGUACGGAAACACCACGACCACUUCCUAAAGAAACAUCAGCGUGCAUUGUGAAUUUGAUAUCGAAAAUGUUGAGGAAACAGCCAUAUUAUCGUCCAAAAACAGAUCAAUUAGUCUUAUGUCCCUUUCUCGUGCCUUAUAUUGCUCGAAUAUAUUUGAACAUGGGUCGAGUUCCGAACAUGAUGUGGUUGAUCUUAUUAACGUGUUUCUACUUUCUCUGGUUGUCGUACGCGUCUUCGUGGUACCCCAUAAAUCCUAUACUUGGAGAGCAAAUAGAUCUCGUUGGUGCUUUGAACGAGAGUUUUAUUCCAAACUGGACGAGAAGCACGGAAAAUGACGAGUCAAAGGACAUCUUCGAUACCAACGACGCAUUUAACUCAACGCAGAUCCCAUUCAACUCCAUCGAUCGCGAUCGUGAGCCCUUGGACGAGGUGGAACGCAUUGAACCUAGACACUGGCCAGUUAGACCAGAUAUUUUGUACACUCGAACUGCUAUUCCUUCCACCACGGCGAUGUCUUUACCCAGAAAUCCUCUUAAUCCUUCUGUAUUCUCGCAAAAAAAUUCAUCUACACAGAGGUAUCCACCAAUCACAGCACCACCGCCUACAGCAUCGGUGGAUGAAGUUUUCUGUGAUUUCGGUUCAUUUCCAGCACAGACACUCUGUGAAUGGCAAAGUGGUGAUGAUGUAUUAGACUGGGUGGCUGGAACUGGUAUGGGAACCAAUUGGAUGGGUGGUCCCCCAAGUGAUUAUACAACUGGUACCAUGGAAGGAGGAUAUGCCUUCCUGGAAACGUCACAAUUGCCACUGAAGGAUGGUAAAGCAAAGACUUUAGGAGGACUGUUACAUAGUCCUCAAUUGGGGAGCACAGGAGUGGCUGGAACUUGUGUAAUGUUCAAGUACAGCUUGGAUGGCCUUAGCGCAGCUGGUUUAAGGAUUUUGCUUCACGUAGGUGGCGACGAGUUUUCUAUCAAAAAGGAACAAACAGAAGAAAUCAUUCCUGAGAAUGUGACUGUACCAUCCUGUAAACCGGUGGAAGUAUUCAACGAACGUGUCAUUUGGAACGCUCAGUAUUAUACCCUUGGUGUCUGGCAGCAAACUCAGAUGCUUUACACUUUUCCUGAGUUGCAUUCGUUGAUCAUUGAAGGAAUUCCUGUAGAUUCUACCGACCCAGCUCGUCUAUUCAGGGGGUACAUAGCCAUAGACGACAUAGAUUUGCAACCAGGUACAUCGUGUAUUGGCUUCUGCAAUUUUGCUGGUGGAUUCUGUGACUGGGCUAAUGAUGCAGAGGAUGACUUUGAUUGGACUAUUAGUCGAGGAAGUGGAAAUCCGACAACUGGACCAGCAAUGGACAGUUCUACCGAUCGAUCAACAGCUGGAGGAUACGCAUACAUAGAUUCCUCCUUUCCACGUCGACCAGGAGACAGAGCUAGGCUCCUCAGCUCUAGCUUUCCUGCUCCAAGUGCAGAUGCACCCAUGUGUAUGCACUUUUGGUUCCACAUGUUUGGAUCAGGGAUUGGCACUCUGAAGCUGUUCGUACGUCAUUUUCGUAGCUUAGACGCGCCACUUCGAGAGAUCUGGGGUCUGAAUGGGAAUGCUGGGAACACGUGGUUCGUUGCUCAAAUUACAAUCAGUUCUCUAGACGAUUUUCAACUUCUUUUUGAGGCGUCUGUAGGAAACACUGGUAUGGGAGACAUUGCCAUCGAUGAUAUCUCUUUCACACAAGGCUCUUGUCCGGUUUUGCCCCAAGUCGCUGCGUCAACAUCGCGGGACUGCACUUUCGAAGUAGACGAGUGCGAUUGGAUCAACUCUCGAGAUCCAGAUCGAGUGGAAUGGGAGAAAGUUUCUCUGCAAGCGCUCAGUCCCAGAAACCAAAGAAAACUAUACAGCAAUGGAUACACGAUAAAUCGAAGAAAUGAGUACUUUCUUGGUCUGGGUCGUCCAAGAGGAGGACCCCGAUCAUCUGGAGGUGGAACUGCACAGCUAGUUAGCAGAGAGAUGAAAGGCAGUGAGGAGCCUCUAUGUGUCAGCUUCUGGUACUUUAUGUUUGAAUCUUUCAUCGAUUCGACUGGACCAAGUUUAGGUGUGCUUCGUGUGUCUAUACAAAUUGGAGAAUCUUCGACUGAGUCUAGACCUAUCUGGCAGCUGUAUAAUAAUCAAGGGCCCACGUGGAACUAUGCACAGAUCAGUAUAAACGAAAGAAAAUACUUUAAUGUGGUAUUCGAGGGUACUUGGGGUCCCAACCGUGCCAGUGGUAGCAUUGGCAUCGAUGAUAUCUCUUUUUAUACCGGCAAUUGCUCUGUAAAACCAUCCAGUGCGUCAGUGAAACCAGAAGAUUGCAGUUUUGAGAAAGGAUUAUGUGGUUGGGAAAACAUUACAUCUUCCGAGAAGGAACGUGUGGUUACUUGGCAGCGAGCAUUUCUUGCUCAUCGUCCAGCUCAGUUGUUGGAUAAGACGUUUGGAGCGACUGGUGAUUUUGUAUUCUUUGAUAUUUUCACCACGAAUAAACAAUCGACGGAUGUACGGCUACGAUCACCUAUAAUACAGACAUCACCGGAUGAAGAAUCUGUUUGUUUCACUUUUUGGUUUGCUGCCUUUGGAGUGGAGGAAUCUACAACGUUACAAGUUAUCAAAAUGAAUGCUGACGAAGAGGCAAUCGACGAAGAUGACGACAGACAAAAACAACCUUUAUGGUCAUUAACGGCGAAAGGAUUUAACAAUCCGAGACCUGUAUGGACUGCUGCACAGGUGACAAUCAAUGCUCGUAUACCCUACCGUCUCAUCUUAAGGGGAAGUGCUAGUAACGGAGGUUUCGCUAUCGACGAUAUAAAGUUUCAACCUCAAAGUUGUGCAAUUCGACCAGCUGCUGCUCAACCCGUUAGUAAUGGAAAUUAA
Habropoda laboriosa is the source of this 3555-nucleotide messenger RNA. It is a transcript of the gene Snrk, whose product is annotated as MAM and LDL-receptor class A domain-containing protein 1. Gene Ontology annotation, molecular function: protein kinase activity; ATP binding. Gene Ontology annotation, biological process: protein phosphorylation. The record is from RefSeq and is a predicted model, not a curated record. Gene Ontology annotation, cellular component: membrane. The transcript is spliced from 16 exons. The coding region runs from base 1 to 3555 and encodes 1184 amino acids. Lineage: Eukaryota; Metazoa; Arthropoda; Insecta; Hymenoptera; Apidae.